UUUCGGUUUCACUUCUUCCUGCUCCGGGCAGAGUGUUUCCUCAUGGUUUUCGUGUGCUGAGAAUCUUACGCAGUCCCCGGACACCCCCAAGGUGAGGGAGAUAAAGGCCGCAGCGGUAAGUGGAUGCCAUUCUUCACUUUUAGUAAUAAAUGCAAAUAUCAGAGGGACGCAGCCGAAGUACUGCUCAGAAGUGUGGGCCAAUUUCCUUCAUCUUGGAUUUCUCCUAACUUUCAGAUAAAGCGAUGGGAAAUGCUGUUCUUUGGUGGAGCAGGUUGUCUCUCCGACUGCUGUCUGUCUGCUUGCUGUGCGCGUCCGUCGGAAAGCAAUGCCAGAUCCGAAAUGAAAUGGCUGACUGCAGCCACCUAAAGCUGACGCAAAUUCCUUCUGAUCUCCCAACCAAUAUAACGGGUUUGGACAUUUCUCAUAAUCAGCUGAGGCUGCUGGGUCCUGCAAAUCUGACCAGGUACAGCCAGCUGGUUUACUUGAACGCGGGCUACAACAGCAUCUCUAAACUGCAACCAGAAUUGUGCCAAAACGUGCCCCUGUUACGGAUUCUGAAGUUAGAGCAUAACGAAUUGUCUAAGCUCCCCGACAGACUCUUUGCUUCCUGCACCAACCUGACCGAGCUCAACCUAGGGUACAACAGAAUAAAUAUAAAAAAUGAUCCUUUCAAAACCCUGGAGAACUUGAAUAUUUUGGACCUAUCUCAUAAUCUUUUGAAGUCAGCAAAUCUAGGAUUGCAGCAACAGUUGAAGAACCUUCGUGAGCUCACGUUGAAUAGCAAUCAAAUCACCGAGUUAAAAAAGGAAGACUUCGAUUUUCUUAGCAACACCUCAUUGAAUAGCCUUGAUUUGUCAUCAAAUCCACUGAAAGAGUUUCACACAGGAAGUUUACGUGCAAUUGGAAACCUGUUUGGCCUCAUACUGAACAACGUUGAGCUUGGUGAAAAUUGCACAAAGAAACUUUGUACAGAAUUAUCAAACACAGCGAUUCAGAACCUCUCCCUGAGCCACGUGAAGCUUUCGUACAUUAGCAAGUCAACUUUCCAGGGACUGCAAGGAACAAAUCUUACCAUUUUAAACCUUUCCCAAAAUUCUCUGUCUUUGAUAGAAGAUGACUCAUUUCAGUGGCUUUCAAGUUUACAAUACUUAAACCUGAAGCAUACUAACAUUCAUGUAUCUUCACAUUUAUUUUCUGGAUUAUCCAGCCUCAAACAUCUGAAUCUGAUAAGUUCAGUUACUGGGAAAAUUGAAGAUUUUUCCUUUCAUUGGUUACGUGACCUGGAAUACCUUAUAAUGGAUAAUAACUAUUUUCCAGGAAUUACUGCUAAUAUGUUCACAGGUCUGAACAACCUGAAAUACCUAAGCCUCUGUAACUGCAUCAUAAACUUACAAAGAAUAACUAAUACAACAUUUUCAUCACUUGCUAAUUCCAGUUUGCAGGUUCUCAACCUCACAAAAACAAGAAUCUCUACAAUAGGAAGUGGGGCAUUUUCCUCCUUGGGAGACCUGAAAAUUCUUGAUCUUGGUCUCAAUGAAAUUAGUCAAGAGCUCACAGGUCAUGAGUUUAAAGGUCUCAAUAAUAUACAAGAUAUUUAUCUUUCCUAUAAUAAAAAUCUGUCCUUGCGAAGCGAAUCAUUCAUUUCUGUCCCAAGCCUUAGAAAACUGAUGCUGAGGAAGGUAGGUUGCAGUAAUCUGGCAGUUUCUCCUUCGCCUUUUCGUCCUCUACAAAAUCUGACCAUCUUAGACGUCAGCAAUAACAACAUAGCAAACAUAAAAGAAGACUUGUUUGAUGGACUUCACAAACUGGACAUUCUGGAUUUGCAGCACAAUAAUUUAGCGCGGCUUUGGAAACAGGCAAAUCCAGGUGGCCCUGUUCUUUUUUUAAAAGAUCUUCCCAAUUUGCGCAUUCUUAAUUUAAAAUCAAAUGGUCUCGAUGAGAUUCCAGUUCAGGCUUUCAAGGGUCUGUUUCAAUUAAAAAACUUGGAUUUAGGAUCAAAUAAUUUGAAUUUGCUUCCAGCCACCCUUUUUGAUGAUCAAGUCUCCCUGAAUGCGUUGAACCUGCAGAAAAAUCUGAUAACCUCAGUGGAAGAAAAAGUGUUCGGCCCAGCUUUCAAGAGCUUGAGAAUACUAACGAUGGAUUCCAAUCCUUUUGAUUGCACCUGUGAAAGCAUUGCUUGGUUUGCUGACUGGCUCAACGUGACCCAAACAUAUAUACCUGGGUUGAGGUCCCAGUACAUUUGCAACACCCCGCCUAAAUAUCACGGUAGUCUGGUGUUGCAUUUUGAUAGCUCAACCUGCAAAGACAGUGCUCCAUUUAAACUUCUGUUCCUGAUCACUACUACUGUUGUGACACUAGUAAUUUUUACUGUUCUUAUCAUCCAUUUUGAAGGGUGGAGAAUAGCUUUCUACUGGAAUAUUUCAGUAAAUCGAAUACUUGGCUUUAAAGAACUUGACAGACAACAGGAAGAGUUUGAAUUUGAUGCCUAUGUUAUUCAUGCAAGACAGGACAAGGAUUGGGUGUCUAAGAAUUUAGGGUCUCUGGAAAAAAAUAGCCACUAUCAAAUUAAAUUUUGUUUAGAAGACCGUGACUUUGAAGCAGGCAUAUCUGAAUUUGAAGCCACAGCUAACAGCAUAAAAAAGAGCAGGAAGAUUAUUUUUAUUGUGACUGAAUACCUCUUACAGGAUCCCUGGUGCAAAAAGUUUAAGGUGUAUUAUGCUCGUCAGCAAGCUAUUGAACAAAGUCGGGACUCCAUCAUAUUGAUCUUUCUUCAUGAUAUCCAAGAUUACAAGUUGUAUCAUGCACUUCAAAUGAGAAGAGGGAUGUUCAGAUCUCGCUGCAUCUUGAACUGGCCAGCUCAGAAAGAACGAGUCGGUGCAUUUUAUCAGCAAUUAGUGAUGGCACUUAAAUCUAAUAGUAGAGCGCAAUGAAGUUUUAAAGUACAGAUUUGAAAACUAACAACUAACAUUGGAAAAAAACUAACACUGGAAAACUAACAAGCCUUCAGGAAGACCUGAAAAAACUUUGUCAUGCUGGAAAGAUCUGUAAGAGUCAGUAUAAUUUAAAUUUACUUGUCUAUAUUCCUGUGUUUGCUGAUGUUUUAAUUCACCUGCACUGAAGUGACAUGUUAAAAUGGAUCACGAUUGAUAGUCAUUUCAGUCGGUGUAUCAAAAAUGUGGCAGAAUUUCUGAAAAGCGGUGAGAAUGGCUGAUGUCCUAGAAAAAAUGUCGAUCUGAUGUAGUGCAGGUAAGACACAGACUCUCCACUUUAAAGGGAUGUGCAAAAGAGCAUGCAAUAAUGAUAAAAUGGCAAUUUUUUCUGUGUAGAAGGUAGAGUGGAUGCUACUGCUUGCUUUCAUAACACAAGGGGAUAUUGAGCGAAACUAAAAUUGGAAAACUUUCCAUGUGAAGCACAGUAAGUAGCAUGGAAAAUUAUUUCUGAAGUCAAACCCAAGAAACAUAGCAGAGUUUCAAAGUGAGCUUUAAAACCUUUAUUUUAAGAGAAAGCCACAGAAAGAAACUGGACCCCGUGGGCAGCCUGUUCAGAGCACGCAGUGAAGGAUUGCUAAUGCCUUCUGGGUGGGGCUGGUACUGAUGACUAUCAGAACCACAUUUUCAGACUAGUGAGUCAACUGAUUCAAUCAAUGUGGUAUGCGUAAAAAAAAAUAAAAAAAAAUUCUACUCUUCCCUACUGAAAUUCGGAGAGCUGGCAGAAGGACAUUUUGAAAGUACAUAUUUGAAUUAUGGGGUCAUUUUAUUGCAUAUUUAUUAUUGCAUCAAGGCUAGGUUAGACGGGGCUUUGAGCUGCCUGGUCUGGUGGGAGGUGUCCCUGCCCAUGGCAGGGGGGUUGGAACUAGAUGGUCUUUAAGGUCCCUUCUGACCCAAAUCAUGUUCUAUGGCAUUUAUACUGAGAGAUACCACCUUAAUUCUUCAAAUGUGCAUAAAACUAUAUGCCGGCCUUCAAAUAGAACUUGAAGUCAAUGUGAAAAGUGGCCAAGGCACAGCUGAUGCACCUGCAUAAAAUGAGUAAAGGCAUAGAUAUUUCUGUAGCGUAACCAGAAGACAACUUUGUGGGGGAGGUGGUGCUACUGUAAUUUCAUCACUGAAGAAUUUGUUACUGGUGAAACAACAAAAAGAAAAAUUAACCCCCCAAAAGAAAUAGUUUUAGACCGUAUCAUAAAUAUGACUGUGACUACAGGUACAGCUAGAGUGGGAGGAAAAAACUUCAAAAGUAGAUUAAUUUCAUAUUUUUUUUCCUUCUGUGUGACUGUAUAUAGUUUUGCCUUUGAUAGUGAAAAAAAAUAAUUGUAAAGAAAUCAGAAAGAAUUCUGUAGUUUAAUUUCUUAUAUAUUAAUCUAGUUUGUUUUUUCCUUAACAUAGUUUACAGAAAUGUGGGCUAGUUGGCAAUUGCCAGAGCAUUAGGGUUCAAACGUGGGCUAGUAGCUUGUUCUGGAGAGAGCCGAGAACGAGCAAAGUGUGCUCUGAAAAGAUGUUUAUAAUGUUUGAGACUGGUUGCAAUUUUAUGGAGUGUUUGAGCACAAUUUAUUGUAAAUUAAACACUAGACAGACACUUAUAUGUCUUUCUUAAUAUUUAAUUGCUGUUCUAAGGACCUCAUAAAACUGUCAAUUUUUAGUAGGUGUGUGAUCCUUCAAUAGCUCAGGAAUAUUUUUAAAUUGUUUUUUCCCCCCUGGCAUUUCCCUCAUCAAUUUUAAUGCUACCAUUACUCCAAGAAUAUUGCUUUACUGCUUUAGAAAACAGCUUUCAGAUAGUUCAAUACUUAACAUUUUAAGCAGCUUUUCUCAUGAUUUGUUACAUGCAUAGAUGAAAAACGUUGGGUUUUAAUAGGUUUGUAUGUCCCAUGAUGACACAAAACAUAAAUGAGUAAAAUAAUUAAUGGAAUAGAUUUUGCAUGCACCCAAGAGUGAAGGGGACUGUCUUCACUUGCUGGGGAAGUCCUGAGUGAAAACAAAAAAGCCUUUGUUUACAGCUGAAGUGAUAGAUGAUGAUUCCCUAAUUACAGUAAUAGGAUUAUCCCCAUUGUGAUGCUUUCAUCUCAUCUUUCUGACCUUUUCAGGCCAAGUGACAAAUUCUCUCUUCGUGCUUAGGCCAUGAAAGUUGAGGAGGCAAGUCGGCAAGGAUGGGGUGCCAGGUAUGCACCAUGUCAAUCCGUCUUUCUCUUAUUUAAAGACUAACAUGAGAAAGGGUUUCUAUGUUUCCUGAAUUUGUAAUGACACAUGGUAGCAGAAUUUCUCAUUCCGCAGCAGUAUAAAUUGCUUAGAAACUGUUAGCAGUUCACAUGGAUAUUAAAAAUGACAUAGAGAUGCAGAGAAUGCAUGGAGAAAUGCCGAGGUGAAAUGUGAUACAAGAGGUCAGACUACAUGAUCAAAUGGUCUUUUCUGGCCCUUAAACCCUGACAAAUGACAGCGUGUCUAAAUUCUAUAAAGAUUUUUCUUAUUACUACAAGCGGCCCCAAAAUCGAUCUCAGAACCUUGAGAAAAUGUGCUAUGGAUGCUUAGUUUUGUAAAACAGCUAAGAAUACAAACUAGAAGUACUUGCUGAUGAGUGAAAAUCAUUUUAAAUGACAAAAACGUGAUGAUGCAGUCUAGACAGAUUCAGAUUAAAAUAAUUUACAACAGAAAACGACAUUAUAAAGGCUCACAAUGAGAAUUAGACUAACGUUGAGGAAAAAAAAAAGCGCAAAAGCAAUAAGCACGGGGCCAACGCUAAUCAUCAAUUAUACUUGACAUAAAAUUUUCUUGUAAAUUUUCUCUGUUUGCCUGGGAUUUACCUACUACUUCUCUGCUCCUGUACAUCUGUUUGACAAUAUUAUGGAGAGUAAAUAAAUGGGCUUACCAUGGCAAAGAGUUCUAAGUGUUUUCAGGAUUAACAGUCCAAAUCAGAGCUGGGUAGUUUCUUUGCAGUGGGUAGCAUCAGACUAUAUUAUGCUGAUUUACUGAGGAGUUGGAUACCAAAUAAAUGAAAAAUAGUUCCAAACUUGUAGUUAUGCUCCAGUCGGUAGCUUUGGGGUAGAACCUGACUGUUUCUGUGGUUCUUGAAUGACGGGGAGUAAUGAACAGGUUACAGACAGUGAUGUUCAUCAGAGGUUCUAUUCCAGGUCUUCAUGCA
Molecule: messenger RNA, 6126 nt
Organism: Chroicocephalus ridibundus (black-headed gull)
Lineage: Eukaryota; Metazoa; Chordata; Aves; Charadriiformes; Laridae
Gene: TLR3
Product: toll like receptor 3
Exons: 5
Coding region: 243-2930 (895 amino acids)
Biological process (GO): immune response; inflammatory response; toll-like receptor signaling pathway
Cellular component (GO): plasma membrane
Molecular function (GO): protein binding; transmembrane signaling receptor activity
Source: RefSeq, a predicted model, not a curated record